CCUAGUUACAUAAAAAUGUUAUGUUUAUUGAUAUCUUUAACUACAAUUCUUUUGGUUAAACAAACAAAAAGUUCGGAUAACUUGGACAUUGACUACAUCUUAAAGAAAUUGCUUGCGUCUGAAACUUUUGGUAAAAUGGCAGAUAUUAUAGCUGAGAGGGCUGUAGAAAAAAUAAGUAGCCAUUUAAAUAAAAAAACGAAAAGUGUUGACCAAGACCAUGGCUUUGAUUCUCGAAAAGAUGCCCAUGAAUUUCAAAAUAAUAUAAAUUUUUCUGUAAUAAAUGGUGCACUUUCAAAUAAAACUCCAGUUAAAAGUAAACUGUCACUGAAGUAUAAGUUAUUUACUAAACGAGCAAUCGAAAAAUCGAAGCAUAAAAGCUUUAAGCCUACGAAAAACUUUACAGAUACAGCUAAAAGCAAAUCUUAUUAUAAUAUUGAAGGUGUUAUAAAAGAAACCAAAAAUAAUAUUAGUAACAAAAUUGAACUAACCCGAGAAGUAGUUGAUUAUAAUGAAAUCAUUGAUGUAAAUGCGAAAAACAAAAAAGACAUGGAAAAUAAAAUCGAGCUAGAAUCAUUGAAUGAUAAAAAUAAGAAAGACAGGGCCAUUGAGAAAAAUGAUACUCAGAAGCCCAGGAAAGAGGAUAAGAAAGUGAAACAAAUUGUUAGCCAGCCUAAAACCAUCGGAAAUAAAGUUUUGGAAAAUGUUAAUCAUAACACGAAAUCCGACAGUAACUUAAAGAAUAGUACGGAAGCAAAACAUAUUUAUAAAGAAGGAAACAGAGUAUUUGCUUUGCAGUCGUCUUCAGAAUAUGAAGAUUUUCACAAAGAAUUUAACAAAUUGAGAAUGGAAGAAUCUAGUGCAGAACUUUCAUAAGUAGUUAUAUUAAUAAUCUUUUUUUAAGCAUAU
Maniola jurtina (meadow brown) is the source of this 906-nucleotide messenger RNA. RefSeq lists its product as uncharacterized. The record is from RefSeq and is a predicted model, not a curated record. The coding region runs from base 16 to 873 and encodes 285 amino acids. The transcript is spliced from 2 exons. NCBI's taxonomy places the organism in Eukaryota, Metazoa, Arthropoda, Insecta, Lepidoptera, Nymphalidae.